ACACAGAGAACUAAUUUGCUUUGAACAUAAUUUACCAAAAUAGGUCAUCAUCCAAAAUGGGCAUGUUAAAUUGAUGGUCUGGAGAAGAGAAACAACGAACAAACAGAUAGGGAAAUCCCCGUGAAAUAUUAAAGAUGGCGGCCAAUCAGCAAAUAUCACCGUCUCCUUCAGCUUCUAAAAGAGAACAAAUAAUCUUGAAUGAGGUUGCCAUGAGAAAUAACCAGUCAGUUAUUGAUUAUUGUCGUACAUCAAUGUCUGCGUUAUCAGGUGCUACUGCAGGGAUUCUUGGACUCACUGGGCUUUAUGGAUUUAUUUUCUACUUCAUAACAUCAUUUGUCUUAUCGACAAUGUUGUUAAUAAAAGCAGGUAGAAAUUGGUCAUCAUACUUCUUCAGUUGGAAGCCUCUCCUCACAAGUGGUCUCCUAGGUGGUCUAUUUACAUAUAUACUAUUUUGGACAUUCUUGUAUGGUAUGGUUCAUGUUUAUUAGAAGAUAAUGUAAUUUUUAGGUCAAAAUGUCACAAGAAGGUGGAGCAGAAUAAUGGACCUUUCCGGAGUGUCAAUCAAACUUAACAACUGACCAAUCAGAACAGUGCCAGGAUUACGCACGUGUCCAACAUACACUCAUGUUUACCCACAAACGCACGUUUACACUAUUGUUUUGUGGGAUCUUAGCAACAAUAUCCAAGAGGUGGGGCUUAGCGGAAAGGUCCAUUGCACAAUAACCAUGCUGCCUGCUGCCCUCUAUAGUUUGAUAUUAACAUUACAUGAAUAAAGAACAAAUGAGGUUGCAAAGAUGGUUCUGCAGUUAACUGUCCUGCCAAGUAAAUCAACAAAAAAAUUCAGAAUAUUAGCAUCUAUAGCUUGAAUAUCAGUCAAUGUUCACAUUUGUGACAGAAUAAUUAAAUAUUAUUUCAUUAAAAUUUGUAACACUGGAUAAUAUUAAGAAAUUUACAGAACAAGCUUUCAACUACUGAUGUGGUCUUUGUGUUGACAUCAUUGGUAUUAGUUUAAUAUUAUCCAGUAGUACAUACAUUUCAAUAAAAUUUUAUUUGGAUUUCAUGGAUAGAUAUUUAUUAUAACUAAUGAAUAUUUAAAAAAAAUUUUGGAAUAGGUUGAUGAAUAUUCAAUAGAAUAUUAUGGUUUUAGUUUACUUACAGCUAUUUACAAUAGAUGCUAGUUCAGAAACUCUGGUCUACUAGCAUCACUGAACAAAAUGUGCUUAUUUUUUAAAUUUAUUGGUAUUAAUAAUGAAUUAAAUUUUGUAUUAAUGAAUGAUCUGUGUGCACAAUGAAAUAGUUUAAAGAAAAUUA
Messenger RNA from Anneissia japonica, 1311 nucleotides. RefSeq names its product ER membrane protein complex subunit 6-like. NCBI's taxonomy places the organism in Eukaryota, Metazoa, Echinodermata, Crinoidea, Comatulida, Comatulidae. Gene Ontology annotation, cellular component: endoplasmic reticulum; EMC complex; membrane. Gene Ontology annotation, biological process: autophagosome assembly; protein folding in endoplasmic reticulum. The record is from RefSeq and is a predicted model, not a curated record. The transcript is spliced from 6 exons. Bases 135 to 488 code for a protein of 117 amino acids.